Molecule: messenger RNA, 909 nt
Organism: Penicillium canescens
Lineage: Eukaryota; Fungi; Ascomycota; Eurotiomycetes; Eurotiales; Aspergillaceae
Exons: 3
Coding region: 1-909 (302 amino acids)
Source: RefSeq, a predicted model, not a curated record
AUGUUCAACCCCAUCCCCCUCUGGGUGUGGAUCUACGGGGAAAAGGAGAGAGCCAUCGAGGAUUUACUCUGGGACCUCGAAGAUGCAGAAUCAGGAGCUAUCAACUCACAUUUUUCCACAUUUCGCGUUAAGCUCCAUAAAAUGGACUUUGUCACCGGCGCGACCUCGUCUGACAUGGUCGAAUACUUCAAACCGGAUCUGAAGACCAAAUUCCAACUUGAAAACACCUUCCUCGACCCCGAUGACCCAAAGGAUGACAAGUUCCCAUCCAUGCUGAAGAAGAAAAACGACCCAACUUUCGAUAGCCAAAAGCUUCAUCAACAACUACGAAUGUCCUUUGCAAAGUACAUCACCCAUUCGCCCAAUGGCCGCAGAGCAGCUUCUGGCUGGCAGUUUAUCAACCCUGAACAAGGAGGCGAUCUGUACAACAGCAACGACAAACAUGGCUUCAUAAUCGAUCAAGGAGCCGCAAGCGUCAGCGCUAGCGCCUCUCAUCAGCUUGUGAUCAUGAACAGCGAAGAAUGCUAUAGCAUCAAUAAGCCAUCCACAGGAGAGCUCAUUGUUCUCCUCCGAUGGAUGCUUGAAUCCGUCAAACCCCAAAAAUUCAAAUCUGGCGUUUCAGCUCGCAAGGACCCAGAAAACGGCCCCUUCCAACAUGACAUCCCGACUAUGGUCAUCUCAUUCCUACCCGAUGCCAAGGUCCGCGUCUUAUACGGCUACUUCGACAACGGUCUCCUCAAAAUUGCUCACACCAAGGCAAUUGAAUUCGACAACAUCAAAUACGAAGAACGUAUGGAUACUCUCCUCCAAUGGGCCUGGCCCAUGAUCUGCAAGGAUACUUCCAAGCCAAUCCCAAUGCAGACAAUCGAAGAGAGCGACGAAUCAGACGAGUCCGAUCAACCUUGUUGA